AUGGAUGAAUCAUUGUAUCAAGUCGACAAUCAAGUCGACAAUCCAGUCAACAAUCCAGUUGAUGAUCAAAUCAAUGAAUCUCAAAAUGAAAGCCUCAAGAAAACUGAAAUCAAACAAGAAAACUACUUGGGUUUAUAUUUUAAUUCAAUUCUAAAUCAAAUCUACGCUGUUUAUACUCCAGAACAAAUUCAAGCAUCAUUAUACUUUGUUUUUUUUAGUUUAGCCUUCUUCUUCUUAAAUUUAUAUCUUUUUGUUAAAGAAACUCUUGGUAUCUUCAUCGAAUCCUUUUCACAUUAUCUAGUUGCUACUUUCAAUGCCUUGAAUAUUUCUUUAGGUUUUCCAUCGCCUUUUAAAGUUUCAAGUUUAUUGUCAAUCCCAAAAAUCUUGAGUUUCCUCAACCCUUCAAAUAUCUCUUCUAAUUUCUCAAAGAAUUCUUUAAAUCCCUUUUUAACCAAUUUAUAUUCUCUUCAUUCGAAUUUGGUCGAAGCAAUAACCUCUCAAUUUUUGGCCACCAUUGUUCCAUUGAACUACAUUUCGGUUCAAAAGGCCUUACUACCAACCUCUGAUAAUUCCCUUCCAGACCAUAUUUCCAUUAUCUUAUCAAAAAACAAACGAGUCGCUUCUCCCCCUGAUAAUAUUCAAGAUCCUGAAAUGAAUUCAAGUGGAAAUUGGACUAUCCCUGAAACUCCAGAAAAUUUGAAGGCUGUUUAUUCAAAUUAUAACCAUUUUGUAGCUGAAUCGGAAUUCAAAGCUUCGGAAAAAAUCAGAAUCCUAACUGAAACUGCAACAAUAGCAUCUUGGUGUUCUGCUUUAAAAAUAAAAACGCUAUCAAUUUAUGAGCAAUCUGGUGACGCUUGGGAAAACGUUGAUCAUGUUUCUAAUGUAAUUGCCGCCGAUUUAAAAGCUUUAUAUGGUAAAUCAAAGCACCCCUCUGUUAAAAUCGUUAAUUUCAAUUCUGGAGAAACGUAUUUUAUUCUUCCUGACGCUGGUGUAACUCCUGCUCCAACUGCAAAUUAUAAUCGCUCAACAACUAAAAACGAAAAUGAAAACAAAAAUGGAAAGGAAAAUGGAAAGGAAAAUAAAAAUGAAAAUGAAAAUGAAAAUGAAAAUGAGAAAGAGAAAGAGAACGAAAAAUCAAAUUCUCCACAAAUUUCCAUUUCUGAUUUAAUUUUCACUGAAUUAACUUUAAUUUUGUUAUCGAAAAAAGAUGGAAUGGAACACUUUGCUACCUUCACAAGAAGUUUAAUUAACCAAAACAUAUCUUCUGAAGCAAAAGUCGAUCAAUUAAUUAACUCUGAAAUCAAUCGUUAUAGAAAUAUUAAACCUGAUAUUAUUCUUAAACCAAAUCCCAACAGACGUAAUUUUCCAAAUUCUUUAUUAAACUUCCCAUUAAUUACCGAUGAUACAAAAACUCUUUUUUAUGCAAGAAAUGAAAAUUUAACUUUUAACUUUUUCAUCAGAGGCAUUAGAUAUUAUUUAAAAGCUAAUAAUGAUCAAGAAUAA
Messenger RNA from Ascoidea rubescens DSM 1968, 1503 nucleotides. RefSeq lists its product as uncharacterized. Lineage: Eukaryota; Fungi; Ascomycota; Saccharomycetes; Ascoideales; Ascoideaceae. Bases 1 to 1503 code for a protein of 500 amino acids. The record is from RefSeq and is a predicted model, not a curated record. Gene Ontology annotation, cellular component: endoplasmic reticulum membrane; dehydrodolichyl diphosphate synthase complex. The transcript has a single exon. Gene Ontology annotation, molecular function: ditrans,polycis-polyprenyl diphosphate synthase [(2E,6E)-farnesyl diphosphate specific] activity.